Messenger RNA from Coprinopsis cinerea okayama7#130, 1542 nucleotides. Its product is annotated as cytochrome P450. NCBI's taxonomy places the organism in Eukaryota, Fungi, Basidiomycota, Agaricomycetes, Agaricales, Psathyrellaceae. The transcript has 10 exons. Bases 1 to 1542 code for a protein of 513 amino acids. Gene Ontology annotation, molecular function: iron ion binding; oxidoreductase activity, acting on paired donors, with incorporation or reduction of molecular oxygen; heme binding. The record is from RefSeq and is a predicted model, not a curated record.
AUGGACCAGCUUCUGACGUCUCUCGUCUACGGAGGGGCUCUUUCCCUCCUUGCCGUGGCCUUGGUGAAAGGGGUAAAACAGGCCUCUCGUCCUCCCACUCCACCGGGACCCAAAAGAUACCCGCUUAUUGGAAACAUCCUCGAUCUUCCGAGCAAGAGGGGAUGGGUACACUAUCAGGCAAUGGCUGAGAAGUACGGUGACAUUAUCUACCUCGAGGUGUUCGGGCAGCCAAUUCUCAUCUUAUCAUCCAUGAAGAGAGUCCACGACCUCUUCGAGAAACGGUCGAGCAACUACUCUGAUAGGCCUCAGCCUACCAUGUUAUGCGAAUUGAUGAAUUACCGUCACCUGCUCAGCGUGAUGCCCUACGGAGACGAAUGGAAACUCCAGCGGAAGGUCUUCCACCAACAUUUCCAGCCUAAUAAUCCCUCGCUGUGGCACCCCAUCAUCGUCAAACAAACCCGAAACUACCUCAAGGGUCUCUCGAGGUCACCGGAAGAAUGGGCUACCCACGCAAAACAACUAUUCAGCGCCAUAAUCGUCGAGAUCACAUACGGCGUCGAGACCGAGUCUCCAGAGGACCCAUUCAUCAGCACUAUGACAGAGGUCGCGAACGGGUUCGGCGAGGCGUGUCUGCCUGGGCGCUUCCUGGUCGAUACUAUCCCCAUCCUGAAAUACGUACCAAGCUGGUUCCCAGGUGCUGGAUUCCAGAAGUUUGCUGCGUACUACAAGGCGAUGGAAGAAAGGUCGAGGUAUGAGCCGUUCGAACAUGUCCUCGAAACCAUGAGAAACGGGGCUUCCUCCCCUUGCAUGGUUACGUCCAUGGUCGAGGACUUGCCGGAAGAAGGGGAUCCAUCGCGAGCAAAAGCGGAAGAUGUUGCUCGAAGCGUAGCUGCUGUGACACAUGGAGCUGACACAAUCCCUCAGACCCUGGGAUCCGCUCUCGCAUUCUUCGUCCUCGUCGCACUCCACCCAGAGGUGCAGAGAAAAGCACAGCAAGAGCUCGACGAAGUCGUAGGCUUCGGCAGGGUGCCCGACUUCUCUGACCGUGAACGGCUGGUCUAUACGACAGCAAUCGCCAAGGAAGUCUCUAGAUACCACCAAACCAUGCCUAUGGGCUUUCCCCAUUCAACAACCCAUGAUGACAUUUAUGACGGUUAUUUCAUUCCCAAGGGCACGAUUGUCAUGGGCAAUGCAUGGCAUAUAAUGCACGACCCAGAAUUAUUCGAAGACCCGAUGUCGUUCAAACCAGAACGGUAUAUCAAGAACGGCCGAAUUGACCCCACAGUUCUCGACCCAAACGACGCUGCAUUUGGGUUCGGUCGAAGAAUAUGCCCUGGACGUUUCGUUAGCGGGGAUUCACUAUUCUUGAUGAUUGCCUCCACCUUGGCCUACUUUGAUGUUGUCCCGCCUACAGAUGAGACUGGCAGGCCGACGAUCAAAUACGAGCAGUCUGACCGUAGUAUGUCGGAGAUCGAAUGGCAAAGAUCUAUCGUCGUGAAGAGGGGUGGUGGUGGUGGUGGAGGAAUAUCGCCGGUAGCGUAA